AUGUCUACUCCAGUUCAAUCUUCAUUGGCCGACCUCAAGGCAUCCACUGCUCAGCUUGUGGGCAUCAUUGCCGGCGCUCGGCACAUCCCGGCCGGCACAGUGGAUGUCCACCUUGCUCUGACAAAACAGGUCACCACUCUUUUGGGUGACAUCAUCCGGGCGCAUGAGAAAGGAGAUUACAUCCCUGGCAUUGUGGCUUCCUGUUCCAAGGAGCUGAUGAUGGUGCGUUCCAGGACUCCCCGGGUGUUGCCCGACUGGCACAGCAUUGGCCAUGAUGACCCCCGGGUGUCGAGACACACCUGGCGCAAGCAGGUUUGCGCCUGGGAGGCGUUGGGUGACAAUUCCUGUGAUCUCCCUGUUGUUCCUAAUCCUUCCACUGGCCCACUGACUGUCAACCUUCCGUCUCCACCUGUCCCUUCCCCCACACCUGUCCUUCCCUCCCCUCCCAUCGUCGCAGGCAAUGUCGCUGGUUCGUCCGGCAAGAUGACCUCCGAGUUCCGGGACAAAGGAAAAGGUAAGGCGGUUGCUGUUGACCUUGAGCCGGAAGUCAGAGGGAGCAGCAAGAGGAAGUCUCCCAUGAUUUCUGGACACUCCUCCCAACCUCUGAAGUCGGCGAUGAAGAGUUGCAAGCGGGUCAAGUCAACUCGACUCACCAAGUCGAAGCUGUUUGUGGAGUCGGAAGAUGAUGAAGAAACAAUUGUUCAGCCGAUUUCGCGUGGAGUGCCGGAGGUCGUCCUUCCCCAGCUCUCCACCAUUGUUGUAAGGACGCCCCAGUUGCCUCGGUCACCUGGUUCCCCCAAGAAGCAAUCAUUUGGGCCUGCUUCGCUGACUGUCGGCAGUCGUCCGGAGAAAUCUCCCAUCAGUUGUCCGGAGGCUUGGGCAACCUCUGGCAGUCGUCCGGAAGUUGAUGAGUCCUCUGAUGAUACUUCCAGCACUUCGGAUGGUGAACCUCCGUCCAAUCCCACAUUUGAUAUCACCAUUCCCGGCCCAAACAACCCCUGCCAUUAUUGCAUCAAGGAGGAUUGGCCCUGCGCAACUCAUUUGGACAAGAGGUCCGGCCACCCCUGCUUGUCUUGCAUCCGCUGCUCCACCAAGAAGAUCAAAUGCAACCCUGCAUCUCUGGGAUCCCCGCCCAAACACACCCUAGGGAAGUCUACCACCAGUCGGACGCAUUCCAAGACACCUGCCCUUGCUCCAUCCAAUGCUCUGUCUCCCUCGCACAAGACCAUUACUGCCAAGAAGACACCUGCACCUGCACCUGCAUCUGCGCCAGCUUCUGUUCCUUCUUUGAGCUUCGCAUUGCCUCGUGCAGCACUCGAUGUUCCCAUGCCGGAUCUCCAUUCCAUGGCAAUCACAAUUCGGGAUGGUGCAGCUCACAUCACCAUUCUCGAGGCUCAUGUGCUGGAGCAGGAUGUCAUGGAACCCACACCCUUGAUGGUUGAGGAUGGAUCUGCUAUGGUAGGUCUCAUGGUUGAGCCCACUCAAGUUCAGCCUGAGGGUCCACAAUCCUCCGGUGAGAUUGUGGUCCUGGAUGAACCAGGCAACCUCUUGCCAGAAUAUGAUUCUUCUGAUGAGGAGAUAGAUGUUGAGGUGAAGGUUGAUCGUCCUGCUGAGGAGGUUGAAAUGGCUACAUAA
Messenger RNA from Suillus discolor, 1635 nucleotides. RefSeq lists its product as uncharacterized. The coding region runs from base 1 to 1635 and encodes 544 amino acids. The record is from RefSeq and is a predicted model, not a curated record. NCBI's taxonomy places the organism in Eukaryota, Fungi, Basidiomycota, Agaricomycetes, Boletales, Suillaceae. The transcript has 10 exons.